ACCCACGCCGUUCGCUGAUGGCUAAAACAACAUCCGGGUCAGGGAGGCAAACGGGGAAUGGCUAACAUCGCGCGCAUAGAAUAGCGCAAGCACAUUCGCGCAAGACCGAAAGAAAAAACGGCAUGAAAAUGAAGAAUCGAAAAAGCUCCAUGUUUUUCAACCGGGGCCGCAGGGCGUCCGAACCGGGGCGUCGGGACGCUCGUUGAGUUCUCCACGCCCCAACCGCGACAAGGGGAACCCUCUCGAGCCCGUGGGAAUAUGCUGACCGUGCGUACCAUGGAGAUGGGCCGGAGCGAGGUGAGACAAUCGCUGCGGUACGAGUUGCUCCAGGUGUCCCAGCGAGGAUACUCUCCCUUCUCCAGGAUGAACAUCUCCCCACGGAGCUACAACAUGACGCACCAUUGCACCAAAUUCUCCGGCCACUGGAAGAUCAUCGUGUUCGACGAGGAAUGCUUCCAGGGCCGGCGCCACGAGUUCACGUCAGAGUGCGCCAACGUGAUGGAGUUGGGCUUCGAGACGGUGCGCUCGCUGCGCGUGGAGAGCGGCGCUUGGGUGGGCUACGAGCACGCCUCCUUCCAGGGCCAGCAGUUGGUCCUGGAGCGCGGCGAGUACCCCCAGAGCGACGCCUUUGGGGGCAGCAACGCCUACCGCAUCGAGAGGUUGACCUCCUUCAGGCCCGUCGCCUGCGCGAACCACCGAGAGUGCCGCAUGACCAUCUUUGAGCGUGAGAAUUUCCUGGCUCGGAAGGGCGAGCUGAGCGACGACUACCCCUCCCUGCAGGCCAUGGGCUGGUGCAACAACGAAGUGGGCUCCCUCAAGGUCCAGUCUGGAGCCUUCGUGUGCUACCAGUACCCCGGUUACCGUGGUUACCAGUACGUUAUGGAGUGCGACCGCCACUGCGGCGAAUACAAGCACUUCAAGGAGUUCGGCUCGCACUGCCAGACGCCUCAGAUCCAGUCCAUCAGGCGCAUCCAGCAGUAGAGGCCCGCUCGAUCCGGCCCGGCCCGGGCCAGCCCAUCCCGGCCCAGCCCAGCCCAGUCCGGCCUGGCUGCCCCUCCCCUCUUCUCCCUCCCCUCCCCUCCCGCAAGCACAAUAAAGCGUCCUUCCUAAACAUG
Molecule: messenger RNA, 1115 nt
Organism: Syngnathus typhle (broad-nosed pipefish)
Lineage: Eukaryota; Metazoa; Chordata; Actinopteri; Syngnathiformes; Syngnathidae
Gene: cryba4
Product: crystallin, beta A4
Exons: 6
Coding region: 259-981 (240 amino acids)
Biological process (GO): visual perception; lens development in camera-type eye
Molecular function (GO): structural constituent of eye lens
Source: RefSeq, a predicted model, not a curated record